CCACAGCCCACAGCGACGCGGCAGCGGCAGCAGGAACAGCACCCCAACAGCGACCUUGCUUCCGCGCGCGGCAGCCGAGGGAGGGGAGGGGAGGGGAGGAGGAGAUCGAGGGGGUGCAGGCCGGGCAGGGCGGCAUGGGGACGGGGGGCUAGAACAACAAGGAGAUGGCUGCAGAGCGACGUCCUCGGGGGCAUUAAUGGGGCCCUCCUCCUGCUCCACAUCCUGCUGCUCCCACAUCCUCCCCGCGGCCGCGGUUGAUUCCUCGCCCGCCUGCUUUUAACCGCGCCCCCCCUUUUCCGGACGGGACGGCUGGGCUGCGGGCGGGCGCCAUGGGCAUCGAUCUCAACGCGGCGGGCGAGCCUGGCAAGGCGGCGGCGGCGGUGUCGGUGUGCCGGGACCUGUGGCACGCCUGCGCGGGGCCGGUCGUGGCGCUGCCGCGCAGGGGCAGCGCGGUCGUCUACCUGCCGCAGGCGCACCUCGCGGCGGCCGGCGGCGGAGGGGACGUGCCGGUGGCCCUGCCGCCGCACGUGGCGUGCCGCGUGGUGGACGUCGAGCUAUGCGCGGAUCCGGCGACCGACGAGGUCUACGCGCGGCUGGCUCUGGUUGCGGAGGGCGAGGUCUUUGAGAAGAACAUGGGAGGUGGGAGGUUUGAAGGGGAAGAUGACAUGGAGGAUGGCGAUGGAGAAAGGAAGUCCCGGAUGCUGCACAUGUUCUGCAAGACACUAACGGCCUCUGACACAAGCACACACGGGGGAUUCUCUGUUCCCCGCCGUGCUGCAGAGGACUGUUUCCCUCCACUGGACUACCAGCAGAUCAGGCCUUCCCAAGAGCUUGUUGCAAAGGAUUUGCAUGGAGCGAAGUGGAGGUUCCGCCAUAUCUAUAGAGGUCAACCACGUAGGCAUCUUUUAACGACUGGAUGGAGUUCAUUUGUCAAUAAAAAGAAACUUGUCUCUGGGGAUGCAGUCUUAUUUCUCCGUGGUGAUGAUGGUGAACUACGACUUGGUGUAAGGAGAGCCAUUCAGCUUAAAAAUGAGGCCCUUCUGAAAGCUUUCAAUAGCAACAGCUCAAAGAUACACACACUGUCUGCUGUGGCUAAUUCCUUGAAACAUAGAAGUGUUUUUCACAUCUGUUACAAUCCAAGAGCUGCUGCAUCCGAAUUUAUUAUUCCGUACUGGAAGUUCCUGAAGAGCCUGAAUCGUCCAUUUUGUAUUGGAAUGAGGUUUAAGAUUCAGUACGGGAGUGAAGAUGUUAAUGAGAGGCGAUCUGGAAUGAUUACAGGUAUUAAUGAUGUAGACCCCAUUAGGUGGACUGGUUCAAAAUGGAAAAGCCUGCUGGUAAGAUGGGAGGAUGGCACAGACUGUAAUAGCCAAAAUAGACUAUCUCCGUGGGAGAUCGAGAUAGUUGGUGGCUCGGUCUCUAUUGCUCAGUCUCUGUCAGCAUCCAGUUCUAAACGAACUAAACUGUGCCCUCAGGGCAAUGUGGACGUCCCAACUCUGUAUGGAAAUGGUCGUCCGGACUCCGUGGGAGCUGAUAAACUCCCCAGGGUCUUGCAAGGUCAAGAAUUGAUGGGUUCUGGAACUCAUCGUGUUACAUGUCCUCCUCAGCCAGGUGGCGCCACAGAAUUCAGGCGUUCUGAUGGUACGGGGUUCCUUGCUAAUACACGAAGCUGCAUGCUGAGUGGUCCAGCAAGCAGGUUUCCACCUCAAAGCCCCUAUUUCGCCUACCAACCUGUAGGCUUCGGUGAAUCCGUUGGGUUCCCGGAGGUCUUGCAAGGUCAAGAAGUUUCUCAGACGGUUCCUCUGUUCCAAGGAAUUGUGUCUGAUACAUGUUCCGCAAAAGGGGGAUAUGGGCUGUACAACUACAUGCGCACCUCGUCUGCCAUGAACGGAGGGUUUUCAUCUGCAGCUCAGGGGUAUCCUCUCUCCCUGUCUACUCCGCCGCCAGCAGAGGCGGCUUCGCCCUCAUCCGCAGCGGUUCCACCACAGCUUUGGCUGGCAAGCAAGAGCAACGAAGAAGCUGCGAAUGGCAGCCAGCUUAACCAAUUUGGAAUUCCAAAGUCUCCUGGUGAUGGCGCUGCUAAGCUUGGGUCUGAUGGAAGGAAGGUUGCCAGAACGAGUUGCAUGCUUUUCGGGUUUUCCUUGACUGAGAAGAUGUUGCCAACGGAAGAAGACUGUGCCAAGGAAGGGAGCCAUGAAGCCGACUGUCAGAAUCCGCGGAUGCUAGACUUGUUUGGAUACAACCGCGCUACCCCCGGCGCUCUUCAUGCCCUCUGCGCCGCUCCCCUGGGAAUAUGAUGCCACUCCAAUUCCAGUAUGAUCCAAGUACUUUGCAGUGCUCUUUCUAAGAAACUUUAAUAAUCAGUCUGCGCAUUCAGGGACCUUCGGUGAAUAUGCAUGUGAGCAUGCAGCUGCCACUCCUUGCAUCACCCCAGGGACAGUCAGCAUUUUCCCUCGGUCGUUCUAGUCCCAGCCGUAUUCCUGAUGCACACUACUUGUCGUUCUAGUCCAUCCAAUCCUACAGCCCUAUAUGUAUUUUAGACUAUUUUAUGUGUGUCGCUUCUGUAUCUGUAUCGAACCUUCAUUUGCUAUCUCCUUGGACAUGCCUGUAUCACCGCUAGUACUUAAUUUAUGCUAUGUGUCUAAUGGACCCUA
Molecule: messenger RNA, 2651 nt
Organism: Aegilops tauschii subsp. strangulata
Lineage: Eukaryota; Viridiplantae; Streptophyta; Magnoliopsida; Poales; Poaceae
Product: auxin response factor 3
Biological process (GO): response to hormone; regulation of DNA-templated transcription
Cellular component (GO): nucleus
Molecular function (GO): DNA binding
Source: RefSeq, a predicted model, not a curated record